UUAUUCAAAAGCACCUGCAAAAUCAAAUUAUAACCCCAAAUUCUGACGUUUAAUAAAUAUGGUUAUUCAAUUUUUAAACAAAGAUGAUGCCAUUGCUAUGCAUAUGUCAGACAAAGAGAGAAGCAUACUUUCGCUUGUGAAAUAGUUGUGAUGACGAGUAUGUAACCUUAAAAUUUAUUGAAUGAUUUUAAUUAAUAUGAAGACUAAACGGUUGUUUUCGGCAUUUAGCAAUAAAAAACACAUUUUAUCGUCUAUACACAAACUUCAUACAUCAAAUAGAAACUCGAAAUAUAUUACAACAGAUUUACCAGCUGCUUAUGUUCCACACGAAGUCGAUAAAAUUGAUCCUAAAGAUUAUUUCGAAAUACCAUUAUGUUCUUCAAUACCAUUUUCACUAAUACUACCCCCACCGAAUAUUACGGGGACAUUACAUCUGGGUCAUGCUUUAACUGCAACAAUAGAGGACGUUUUGGUCCGUAGAAAUCGUAUGCGAGGCAUUAAAACCGUUUGGGUCCCUGGAAUAGAUCAUGCAGGUAUCGCCACACAAGUAGUGGUGGAAAAGAAAAUUUGGAAGGAAAGGGGACUUACCCGCCAUCAGCUGGGAAGGAAUGAGUUUGAGAAGGAAAUAUGGAAGUGGAAAGAAGAGAAAGCAGCAAUUAUAGCUCAACAACUUCGUCGUCUCGGGACAUCCCUCAACUGGUCUAUGGAGACAUUUACAAUGAACGAGUCUCAGUCUUCGGCUGUCAAAAAGGCUUUUAUACAACUUUACGAAAACCAUUUAAUCUAUCGCUCUGAUUAUCUAGUUAGUUGGUCGUGCUCACUUCAGUCUGCCAUUUCUGAUAUCGAAAUUGAACACGUGGAAAUAAAUGGCCCCACAAUGGUGAACGUCCCCGGGUACGAAAGUGCCGUUGAAUUUGGGGUGCUAACAAAGUUUGCGUACAAACUUUGCAAUUCUGAUGGUAAUUUAUUCAGAUUUAAUUUAAAUAAACUUAUAAUAUUUAGAAUUGUUUUCGUUUCAGAUAAAGAAAUAGUUGUGGCAACAACUAGACCUGAAACGAUCCUAGGAGAUGUGGCUGUAGCUGUUCACCCGAACGACGCAAGAUAUUCUCACUUUGUAGGAAAAUAUUUACAGCAUCCAUUCAGAAAAGAACACAUUCCUGUUAUUGCUGACGAAUCGGUCGAUCCACAAUUUGGAACAGGUGCGGUGAAAAUAACCCCUGCUCACGAUCCCGUAGAUUUCGAGACGGGUCGUCGACACAAUUUACCCGUUUUGCAGAUAAUCGACGAGAAGGGUAGUCUGUCGAAAAGUUGUGGACAAUUUUCAGGACUGCCGCGCUUUAGAGCUCGUGACGCUAUUAUAGAGGAGCUCGACAGAUUAAAUUUACUCAGGGGCCGUCAGGGCCAUGACAUGACGGUCCCACUUUGUAGUCGUUCCAAAGACGUUAUCGAAUUUUUGGUGAAACCCCAGUGGUUUCUCAGAUGCAGUCGAAUGGCCGAAAAAGCGGCCGAAGCCGUGAGAAACGGGCAGCUCGAAAUUCAACCUUUGCAAUACGAAAAGACUUGGUUCACUUGGCUCAACAACAUAAGAGACUGGUGUAUUUCACGUCAGUUGUGGUGGGGCCAUCGGAUCCCUGCGUUUCGGUGUUUCUCGCGAUCUAAUCCUCAAGAACAAGUCUGGGUCGCUGCCGAAGAUGAAGAUACAGCUCAAGGUAAAGCUGCUCUAAGGUUAGCAAUUGAAAAGGAGACUGUUGUUGUCAAACAAGACGAAGACGUUUUGGACACUUGGUUUUCAUCUUCAUUGUUACCGUUUUCUGCGUUUGGUUGGCCUCGACAGACUGAGGAACUACAAAACUAUUACCCUUUGAGUCUGAUGGAAACAGGUCACGACAUUAUUUUCUUUUGGGUAGCUAGAAUGGUCAUGCUAGGGCUAGAACUUACCGCAAAGCUCCCGUUUUCAAAAGUUCUGCUCCAUGGCGUAAUAUGUGACGCAAAUGGUAAAAAAAUGUCAAAAAGUAUAGGCAACGUUAUAACACCAGAAGAAGUAAUUUCGGGAGCCUCAUUAAAGGAAUUGGAAAACAGUUUGAGAAUAAACAACCGCACAGGUAUACUGACCGAUUGGGAAACGUCUCGGGCAAUCGCGAGUCAAAGAAAAAUGUUUCCCGAGGGAAUACCCGCAUGCGGCGUGGACGCAUUGCGAUUCACGUUGUGUUCGCACAAUAUUAAAAACCAUUUCAUUAAUUUUGACGUCAACGAAUGUAACACAAAUCGUCUGUUUUGCAAUAAGUUGUGGCAAGCCACCAAGUUCAUGAAACGAUCGGUUCAGAAAGUCGACGCCGUUCAAAAAAUUUCGACAUCCUCGUCAAACAAUCUUACACCCAUGGACAAAUGGGCACUUAGCCGAUUAUCCUUGAUGGUAGACAGCGUGAAUAAAGGGUUGGACGACAACGAUUUUCAUAUAGCGACUUCGUCAAUUAAGAGUUUCCUGUAUCAGGACUUUUGCGACGUUUAUCUGGAGAGUACCAAGAAGGAUUUACAGGACGUGUUGUCACCUCUGGCGGUCUCGCAUUGUGUCGUUCUAACCCGAUGUUUAGAUGUAGGAUUUCGUUCCUUAGCCCCGUUCAUGCCCCACUUGACUCACUUGCUGCAUCGGCAUCUACCACUCGAGAUCAUCGGUUUCCCCCGGGACCUCUCAUACCCAAGGAACCUCCAACACAGAGAUCCCAAAUUGGAAGAAGAUGUUACCAUCGUUAUGGACACCGUCGUAGCAAUUAGAAGACUCAAGAAACUCUUUGGAAUAACAAAAAAACACAAGAGUAAACUAAGGAUAGUUUCAAAGCUGGCAUUAUUUUCGGACUUCUUGAAUGUCAUCAAAGACCUGUCUGCCAGUGAAACGGUGUAUUUAAUGGAAGAGUCCGGCCCUGUCCUGGAGGACAAUUACGUUACGGAUUCUGUCGGCGACGUGGCUAAAAUAGAAAUAUUUCUCCCAAAAGAACAAAGACAGUUGUUAGAACUCGACUUGCAGAAAUUAGAAAAGAAGCGAGAAAAAUUGAUUAAAGAACUAAAUAAAUUAGAGACAAUGACGUCUUCUGAAAGUUAUAGGAACAAUGCGCCCCCUGAAGCACAACGGACACAUUCUAAAAAGAUAUUGGCUCUGACAGAUGACUUAAGUCGUAUAGAAUUCAUGCAAAAAAUUGCUAAUAAGUUAUAACAGUAAUGAGUAAAAAAAUGUACCAUUAGAGUAAUCACUUGCUAGUAUUAUUACUUAUUAUUUUGUUUUUUAUGCAAAAAUUAAUGAUAUAAUUAA
Agrilus planipennis (emerald ash borer) is the source of this 3304-nucleotide messenger RNA. Its product is annotated as valine--tRNA ligase. Gene Ontology annotation, biological process: valyl-tRNA aminoacylation. The record is from RefSeq and is a predicted model, not a curated record. NCBI's taxonomy places the organism in Eukaryota, Metazoa, Arthropoda, Insecta, Coleoptera, Buprestidae. Gene Ontology annotation, cellular component: cytosol. The transcript has 13 exons. Gene Ontology annotation, molecular function: aminoacyl-tRNA deacylase activity; ATP binding; valine-tRNA ligase activity. The coding region runs from base 182 to 3208 and encodes 1008 amino acids.